AUGGCGUUGGUCCACAGGCAGUACAUCGCACUAGUUGUUUACGUUGAUCGUUCUUCCCCCAAGGCCACGUGCGCCACUGAAAAAAGUGGGCGUAACGUUCUCUGGGCGGCCGUAUAAAACGUUGCGGCGCCAGGCCGCUGGUUCAGCGUCUUGCAUGCGUUAUUUUGCUGCUGCAAGAUGUUGGACGUGCAGAAAAAAGCCUUGCGCAGAGUCGUGUCGACGAUGCGUGACGACGUCGGCAAAGUGGCCGCCUCGAUGUGUCUGAUGCUCAUCUCCUGGGUCGUCCUCUAUCAGUCUUGUCUCAGAGCAUCUACCAUCUACUUUUUUGAGGUUUUGUUGGGGGGAUUCUAUCAGAGAAUGGGUAAAAAUAUGUAAUGUUACAUGAAAAAAAAAGUUUUGGAAGAUAUUUUCUAUUUUAUUGGAUUAUGUUAGUUGAACCUGAAAGGUCCAGAAAUUUACUAAUUUUAGGUGAAUGGUGUAAGAAGCCUAUUUUAAGUUUUACACAAACUUUUCUUGAAAUAAAAUCGGAAAAGAAGGUAAUUGAGAUUCUAAAUUUCAAAAAAAACCGUUAAUCGAACAAAAUUGCAAAAUAAAACGUUCAAAACGCCACGAAAUUGCUAAAAAGCGCAAAUCAGUACUGUUUCAAAGCAUUUAGAGACGCCAUUGAACAAUCUUUUGCGUUCUGAAACUUGUUUCGUUAAUCUGAAAUUCCCGCCAUUUAUAAGAUAUUUUUUCCAGCUCGACACAACCUCUGUCAUUUUCGUCAACCGACUCCCGGCGCUAAUAUUCCCAUUUGCGCUAUCGAUUUUGCUGUAUUUCGUGUAUAUUGCGACGAAAAGAAGCGCUGAAAUCGACGAGGAACGCGUCGCCGCCCAAGAAGCCGAGAAGGAACUCCGGGUUUGUCGCUUUUUUCGAAGAUUCUAUCAGAAUUUAUGAUUAUAAACCGAUGUAGAGAGUUUUUGAUCGUAUUACUACUGUUCUGAACUAUUUAAAUUUUUUAUUUUCUAACAUGCAAUGAAUAAACCUAUUCUUAUUAUCAUUAUUACUGGAAAAAAAUCAUUUAAUUUUUGAAAAAAAGAUUAGAAACACAUUUGAAACUGUAAUCUGCUCAAAAAAAUCCAAAUGCAUUUUUUUGCCUUGAGACCUUUUCUGAAUAUUUUCAUGCUCCUUUAAACAGCUUAGAAAGGAUUUUAUGGAAAAAAACAGUUAAAAAUUAAUUUUUUUAAGAACCUAGAAUAUUUUUCCGAUGAUUUCAGAAUAAAGCAUAAUGUAGUUUCAUAUGAUAACUUUCUAUUGCUGGGCUCUACCUUAUAAUUUUAGAAUUUUUUUCAUUUUUUUGAACUAAAAAUCAUAUCAUCGUUUUAAGAAUAUUAAAAUAUUUAUCUAUAUUUUUAGGAUUUUGGGAAAACUUUUUUGAAAAAUUACUUAGAGUUUCACUGAUCUUUCGAUUUUUUUCUGCCUUUUUUUAAGCGAUUUUUUUUUUUUUUCUCACUAUUUAUUUUUUUGAAAAUUCAAAUAUUAAUUUUGAAAACUUUUUCUUCAACUAAGAGCUUUAUUUCACACGUUAUCAGCAAUUUACAGUAGAAUUAUCUUCCUUCUCGGAAACUUUGAAUUUAUUGGAUUUGAAAAAAACUUUCCGGGAUCAGAAAUUGAGCCAUUUCGAGUUUGAAUAUUUCCUAUGAUUUUUGAAUUCAAGUUUUUUUACAAAGCGUUUACAAGUUAUGAACGUCCGUGAAUCAUUUUUUUAAAAACUUGUAUAAUCAAUAAAAUCUCCGUUUCUAACGAUAAUUUACCGUUCCCCGCCGUCAUUUCCCCAAAAACAAGAAAUCAACGAAUUAGUGAACGAUUUCAUUGUUUUCUCAUCCGUAAUCGAAUUUUAAACAUCAGUGAUUAAUUCCUUUCAAAGUUCUUAUCGGCCUCUUGCAAUAAUCGGCACCUUUUAUGGUCAAAUGCUCUUUUGGGUGGGAAAAUUUCGUGUUUAAUGCUGGUUUUGAGGAUUUUCUGAGGCUUUUAAUGGCGAAAAAUGAUGGGAAACUCUUUGAAACGAGACUUUCUGGACAUUUUUGCGUAACGGAAUAUUUUUUUUUUUCGAAAAAUGUUAAAUUUCUCGGAUUUUUCCGCGAUUUUGGCUUGGUUAGGCUUAAAAAAACGCGUCAAAACAGUAGAUUUUAAUUCUGAAAAAUUGAACAGUUUAUUUAAAUAUUUUGGGAAGGUCCCAUCAUGAAAUUGCUUUUAGUUAUGCACAUUUUUACUUCUAAAAUUGUCAAUAUUGGAAAAAUUUCAGUUUAAUUGACUCUGAUGCAUAGUUUAUGUUUUUUUCUGCAGACAAAAAAAUUCGGUUGUUUGUGUGCAAUUUUUUUCGACACGAGGAUCCGUUUUUUUCGAACACUUUUUUUGAGAACAACAACGUGUUUUCUGUUUCGAUCUGAUUGAUUUUUUUGGAACUUUUGCCGAGUUUGAGGAGGUCGGGCGCGUGCAGAAAUAGCGAAAUUAUACAUUUUUAAAAAAAUUAAAAAAAUAUGGGAAAUACAAAUUUCAAAGUAAAAAAAUUUCAAAAAUCAAUUUUUAUAUAAAAACAAUUUUUUUACGAUUUAUAGAAUGAUUCUCUACUAAGAGAAUUGGCUUUAUCGAUAAAAUUCAAAAAAAUAUAAGUUGAAUUAGGUGGAUAAUUCUAGACGUUUUCUAACCGAGAAAGACAAGAUUUUCCCGAUUAUAUUCAUCUUUUUGAAACUGUUUUAUAAUUUUUUUGGGAAUAAAGAUUUCAAAAUUAAUUGCGUAUAAAAAAACUUCACGAAAUUUAUGGAUGAAUACUGAGAAAAAUGGCCUUAUCGAUACAAAAAAAUGUUGAUUUAGAAGAGUUUGAAAGCAUAUUUGAAACGAAAAAGAGGAUUUUUUCCUGUUAAAUCCACUCUUUGAAACGGUUUUAUAAUUAAAAAAAAUUUUUUUCCGUAGUAUAAUAUUUUUUUCAUUUUGAGAAAUCUCAUUUUUAAGUAAGUUUUUCUGAAUAGAGAAUUUGUAAAAAAUUUUUUUUUCAAAUCUAUUCGAUUUUUUUGAAAAAAACAGAGCUUCUUCGUAGUUUUUUCGGAUACAGGGAAUUUUCUAUAUAUUUUUUCAUUGGGUGAUUGUGUAUGAAAAUUCCCUAACUAACUCAAAAUUCGUCAUAAAACAAGUUUUUCAAAGUUUCAAAACUUUCCUACUCAUACUCCUCCAUUGAGGAACCUUUUUGGUCGAUCGAUGCCCUUUUCCGACACUUUUUUGGUAUCGUUCCGCGAAUUUGUGUACGAAGUUCGUGGUUUUAUCGUUCACGAUGGCCUUUUUUGUGUAAAGUUGCGCGGAAUCGGUUUUUUUUUUGGGCCACCUCGUGAAUCAUUCAAGGGGAGAAAAGAGAGUGUUGCAAGGCUUUGGAGAAAAAUUGAGGGUUUUAAAUGAAAAAGAUUUUUUCAAGAGAAAAAUGAAUUGAAAUUUUAAGAAAAAAAAAUCACUCGAAUCUCUCACAAAAAAUAAUUUCAGGAAAAAAAAAUGAGCUCAGUAACAAUAAAUUUUUUUCAUUUUUAGAGAAGAGGAGCAGUAUGUCAUCACUAUAAAAAUUAAAAUAGACAGGAAAAAACUUUCACAAAAAGGUUCAAUCGAAAAAACUUCAUUAAAAGGGAGCUCAUAAGGUUCUUUUAGAAAUUGACUUUUUGAAAAAUUGUAACUAUGAAGCUUAAUACAGCUAAGGUCAUUAGGAAUCAUCGUUGAAUUUUUAAUCGCAUUGAAAAAAAAAGAGAACUUCCUGACUAGAAUAUAUUCUUUCAAAAUAAGUUCUAAUUUUUCCAGGCCACCUCCGUUUUACCCUCAAGAAAAGCUUCCCGAGAAACAAGCCGACGGCAGUCGUUGAGCAUCAUCGAGGAGAGCAAUGAGCAGCAGCAGAGGAUCCGAAGUUCGUGGAAUCAAAAAAGAAAAAAUUCUUUCGUUCCCUAGUAGGGUAUCUAUUAUUUUUUUUUUCCAGGACUUCUCUCCGACAUCGACGAACAAGACGUCGAAGCGACCAUCCACAAUCACCGGCUCAAGCUCUCCCAACGCUCCGAAAACCCAAUCAUGGAAUUGUUCGACGACGGAGAAUCCUCCCCGCCCGUCCCCAUCUCAGAAGUCGACAAAUCCUCGACGGACAGCGCCGACAAGAGCGUCGGUGACGUCAUCGAGGAAGAAGACGGCGAGGCGCCGCCGCAACGGAAACUGACGCGGUCGCGGUUCGUCGUCGAGAACGUCGAGGACGGCGAGAAGAUCCUCAUUCCCCCAGCUAGCUCCAGUCAGUGACUAGGAAAAAAAAGAGUAUUGUCCCUGCCAUACAUGGGAUUUUCUCGGUGGGACCUAAAAAGGGGGGCUUGGAAAAAAACGAGAAAAAUUGGGGGCCGGCAAAAAAACCGUGAAAAUAAAUUACCAGAGUGCGCGGUAGAUCUCAUAUCAUACGGAGACUUGGCAUUAGGUUGGGGGGCUUAGCUGUCGUCCGUCAUGCUCAUCCCAUGUAUGGUCCCUGUUUUAAGAAUGACUCAAAAAAACGAAAAAAAUUUUUACUGAGCAUUUUUAUUGAUUUUUUCUUGUGGCAAUCUCGAUUCUACCUUCCAUAGAGUUCCAACGAUUCGAAGAAAAAAGCUAUAAUUUAUUUUUAGCAAAUUAAAUGGCGAAAGUGAUGCGUUGCGUACGCGACGCGGCUUUUGGCGGGAAACUCGAAUUCAAAUUUUCUUUUUAUUUUUUUGCUUUUUUUGAUUUUUUUCUGGCUUUGAAAAAAAUUCAAUUAAAGAAAGAAAAAAAUUAACGAAACAAGCUGAUUUUUUUCCGAGGACUUAGGAGGGCUCAAAUAGGGCCUUAGCCUUGGAUAUCGCAUUGAAAAAAAUGGAUUUUACUCCCUGGUGAAAGUUUAAAAAAAUGUAUAAAAAUAAGCUUAAAAACAAGACCUUUUUUUCUGCGGUUUUUUUGCAGCUUCUACAUCAUUGAGAAAAAAACGGAUAAAAAAAUUAAUUCUAGUUAUUUUUUUAAAAUUUCAAUCUUCUUUAUUUUCUCUGGUUUUCAGUCAAUUAAUCGAUUUUUGUGAGCUCAAAUUACACCCAUAUAGUAAUAGUAAUGAUCUUUCGACCUUCCAAGAAAAAAUUGUUUGAUAAUUUGAUUCAAGCGAUUUUUUUUUGUAGUCAUCCGCAACAGCAGCUUCGAUUCGCCAAUGUUGAGGUCCAGAUCCAACUCCAAGAGUAUUUUUCGAUGCCAAGCGCUACAGUGCCUGUCAGUUAAAAAAAUAUUUAAAAAAAUACUCUGAAAAAAAUUACUUAAGUGGGCUCUUCCUCGCGAGGUUCCAACUUGGGACUGAGCACUCGUUCGAGCCGAAAAUCGUCGAUCUGCGAGUUUGGCAGCAGUGGAAAGUUGGUGAAUCAGGGAUUUUCCGGAGGAGAUGAACCUCAGUGCGACAUGUACAAGCGUCUCGGAGAGGUUAGCCUUUUUUUGAAGCAAACUGGAUUUUAGUGAAAAAGUUUCAAAUAUUUGCAAAAAUUUGAAUUCACAGGCAAAGUCGGAAAGGGUGGAAAAAGGCGCCAUAGACAUCUUCCUUUUUGCUGCCUUUUUGCUCCAUUUCCUCAGCCCUUAUGCACCAUUUUUGCUGCCUCUUCCUUUCUUCACCAUUUCUCGAGCCUUUGAAAUUCGAGAAAAAUGGACGUUUUGAGGAAAGGACUCUUUUUGCUGCCUUUUUGCGGCCUUUUUUGAGCCUCUCCCUUUUAGCGGCCGUUAUUCACCAAUCCGAUUUAGCCCGAGUUUGCCGCGUGAAAAACACCCAAAUUUGGGAAAGGCUCACCAAAUCUGAACGUCUCGAAAAACCUUAUGUUUAUUUUUUUAUUAGGGUUAGUUUGGUCAAAAAAAUCGUAAAAUUUUAUCUUUUUUUGCGAAAGGUUCUGGGUUUUUUUGUUAGAAAAAUUUCAAAAAUUUCAAGUAUUUCCAAAACUUUAAAUUUGGCGCUUAAAAAAACACCUGAAUUAUUUGACCGUCUCGGAAAGGUUAUAAUUUUGAUUUUUAAAUACAGUGAAAAAAAUAAUUUAAAAAAAUCUUCUCGAUUCAAAAAAAGAAAGAAAAAAAGCGUUCUUAAGGCUAAUUAAAUAAAAAAACGAAGAAAGGGGACGAGGGAAUGGGACAAUCUAGGGAGAUUUUUUUAAAUUUUUCCCUUCAGCUGUGUCCCCUCUAUGGUCAAGUUCUUCAUUAUUAGUUUAAUUUUUUUGAAUUAUUCCGUAAGAAUUUUUUUCGCAUUAAACAAGUUUGAAGGGUCCUCAAGCCGUGAAAGUUUGAAAAAAAGUAUUUUUUUUUACGAAAUGGGAAUUUGCCUUCAACUCUACAAAGUCUAUUCAUCUUUUUGCUCCCUGACGGCUAUUUUAAAUUUUGCUAAAUCAAUUUUUACAAAUCUUAAUAUCAUUUCUUCCAGAUCGAUCUGUUUUCCUGCUCGAUGAGCGCUCUCAGCUUGAUCCCAAGGUCGGACGGAGGUCCCAGAGUCUAUUUGGAGCUGGAGUAAGGACAAAAAUUGAAAAAAAGUGUGAAUUUUGCUGUUUCAGUUUGUUGGAUAUAAUCGCUGAGCUUUUCGCCGUCCACAUGCCGAUCUGGGGGUGUGUCGCCUGUCUUCAUAUUAUUCUUCUCGAGAUUUUUAAUAUGCAUCUUUGUGAGUUUUUGGGAAGGUUUCAGAGUUCAGGGGGGAUCAGUGUUGAAAUUUUUCAUAAUUUUGCCCCCCAUGUUCAUCCAUGUUCAUCAUUUUGUUCAUCCUAAUUUUUUAACUUAUCUGUAAAAAAAAAUCUUCUAGCCUUCUACUUCUACUACCAUGAAGAAUCGAUGGUUUACACGGCGAUGGCCCUUUCUUUCCUCUACGGAUUGGCUCACGAAUUCUACGGAAAUUGGAUUACAAAUGAUAUCUUGGCCUUUGCUUCGAUUUACGUCGUCAGCUGCAGGAUUCAGGUAAAAAUACGCUUAAAUCAUCAUUUUACAAAUGUUCACCGUUCUCAACUUGAGCUAAAAGUCAUUAUCUAAAAAAAUGCUUUGUUACAGUAGUACACUAGAAAAUGCAGUAGUUCACUUUCAAGCAUUUUUCUUGUUUUUUUGAAAGACUCUUGACUUUUUUUCAGUUUCGAAAAUUUUUUUAUUUUCUAACAUUUCACCACUGUUUCGAGCCUACGUUUGAUUGUAUAUCUUCAGGGAAUUUUUUUAAAUUAUCCUUGGAAAAAGUUCAAAAAAAUUGAAAAAAAUGUAGAUAUUUUUUUUGAACCAAAAAGGGUUUUUUUAGAGGCCUUUUAAGGUAGAAAUUGAGUUUUUUUAACAGUUUUUUUAAAAAGGACAAGUUUUAAAGGUUUUUUUGUUGUAAAAGUGCAAAAGUUGAAAAACAGGAGCAAAAAAAUUUUUUUCUCUUGUUUUCACUGUACAAGUUGAACAAGUUUUUUUAGUGACUCUUAAUUUUUUGUCCGAGUAUUAUGAGUUCCUAGGAUUUUAACUCAAAAAAAUGUCAUUUUCUAAAGCUUUAGUUGUAUUUUUGACCCUUUGCGUAAGCAUUAAAGAAUUUUUUCGAUUUUUUCAAAAAUCCUUCGAUUUCCGCGAAUCUCGAAAGUGCGACCCUUUUUUUUGCAGGCGGUCAGCUACCAAACGGCCGUAGUUUUCAUGCUCGGAAUGGUGCUUUUCGACCUGUUCUGGCUCUACGUCAUCGACCUUCUCAGUUCGUUUUUUCCUCUCUUUCUCUGAUCCUCUUUAAUGAUUGCCUCUCUCUCGUCGUCAUUUGUGAUUUUUGAUCUUCUCUGUGGGAGGGAAUUCACCGUGGUUUGAAAGGUUUCUCGAGAAAAUUGAGCAGCUGGACUUUGAUGACAUGAGGAGGUUGUGUUACGGGGAUUUUUUGGUUGAGAAGGAUUUUUUUUUGUAAAAUAAGGCCUUAAAAUCGGGAAAAAGUGCUGUUUAUGCCGUUAGGAACAUUGUAUUUCUUAAAAAUCGAUUCAAAAAAAUCGAAAAAAAUUAUUUUUUUGAGAAAUUUAAACAUUUUUUUGGCCUCAAAGUUCUUCCUUAUAGUUUCUUUGAAGAUUUUAAUCAGUAAACAUAUAUUUUUAAGUUUUUUUCUUUCUUCAUCGAACUUAAAAUUGUCAAGUUUAAAUAUUUAUCCAAUUCUUCCUCCAGCUACCGUAUCCCAAGACAACCGUGCUCCAUUGAUGAUCCGUGUCCCAAGAGACAAAAAUGGCAACAAGCAGAGCCUCGCCACCGUCGACAUUAUUAUUCCAGGUUCGUUUAGAGAAAAAAAAAAUCAAGAAAGCUUGUUUUUCACUGUUUUGCUGUUUCUCAGAAGUUUCAAAGCGACAGUUUCUUUUGAAAUAUAUUCCAUGGUGCUGAACCUAACUUGCCGUGUUUAAAGUAAUUCCGGGAAUUUCAAAACGUCAGAAAGUGAAAAAAAUGACUGAAUUUUGGAGAGUCUUUGCUUUCCGCGGAACAUACUUUGAACACGACAUUAAAAUUCAUAAAAUCAUCUGUGAUAAAUAAAUCGAAAGUUGAUCAUGUGCGCUCCACCGAUAAACUUGUUCGAACGAGAAAUAAUAUAUCUCGGGCCUCGCGAAUCGGAAGUGUCGCUAGUGACCCCUUUAGUAGCUUCAGCGCCCUUAAGUGACCCCUAGAUCCGUCCAGUAACUUCCGGAGCAUGUCUGUUUCUAGGGAUCACUUAAGAGUACUGACUCUACUAAAGGGGCCACUAUAAAUGCCCAAAAACGUCGGUCCGAGAUUUUCCAGAAUCUCACGGUUUUUUUUAAUUGCCCAUGGAGCGAAGAAGGUUUAAUUCUGCUUUUUAGUUUUCUCGAGUCAAUGACUCAUAAGCUCUAAGAGAAAAUUUGUGAAGUUCGAUGGAAUUUUUCUCGUACCUUGAAGAUUUUUCGGAAGCUUCAGGUGCAUCUCCAAGAUUUUUCAUGAUAAGCAUUGAUGAAAUAAACUGAUUUUUCUGAUUAUUUUGAACUUCAAAAUUAAGGCGCGUUCAUGAACGUGGUCCUGAAGUACAGCUCGAUGUACGACACUCAUCUUUUCGCUGUCACUUUUGGCGCCGUUUUUGCGGCCAUCGUCGUCACCAUGCUUUUUUCCAUUUGGAAGUUCGUUUUCUUUUUAUUUUCAGGGAUUUAGGUGACUUUGGAAUGGUUUAAGGGCUGUAUAGAUGUGAAGUUUGUUAGAAUUUGAGCUGAAAUUUCGAAAAAAAAACUAGUGGUUAAAGAAUUUUCAGUCUUUAUCGCGAUUAAAUUGAGUUGAAUAAAGAAAAUUAAGUUUUUCAAGUCUUUCCUGAUCGAUUUCAUUUCAUAUCAAACCUUGAAAGUUUGGACUUUUUGGAUUUUUCAAGUUACUCCUGAUGGAUCUCAUUUCAUAGCAAACCUCGAAAAUUUGGACUUUUUGGAUUUUUCAAGUUACUCCUGAUGGAUCUCAUUUCAUAGCAAACCUCGAAAAUUUGGACUUUUUGGAUUUUUCAAGUUACUCCUGAUGGAUCUCAUUUCAUAUCAAACCUCGAAAAUUUGGACUUUUUGGAUUUUUCAAGUUACUCCUGAUGGAUCUCAUUUCAUAUCAAACCUCGAAAAUUUGGACUUUUUGGAUUUUUCAAGUUACUCCUGAUGGAUCUUUUUUCAUAUCGAACUUUGAAAAUUUAGUAUUUUUGGGUUUUAUUGUUCAAGGCUGUACCUUUUUCGGUCACUUCCCAAAGUUUAGCAUGACUUUUUUGAGGUUUUACUAUACGUAUUAAAAAGAAAAAAAUAUUUAGAAAAAAAGCUAAACGGAAAAAAAUAUUUUUUUAUUAGAUCCGUUAUCGAGCGAAUUGAAUUAAAAACCACUAUUUUUCUGAAAAAUUGGAAAAUUUUGAAUUUUUACGUAUUUCACCUGAAAAUUGAUGUCUCACACUAUGAUUAAAUGUAAUUUCUAAACUUAUGUGAAAAAUGACCUGUUGAAGCCAAAAAUUAAUGAUCGUAAGUUAAAAGUAUCGCUCUUUCUGCUGAAAAACCGGAAAAGAUCAUGUUUGGAGAAAUUUCGAUGCUAUUUUCGACACACAGUAACCUUGUCUUAUCGACCUCGUUCGUGAUUUUUGAAGAACGGACGAUUUUACACUGCCUCACUGGCCUGUUUACAAUUUGGAUGGCCAAGAGCCAGCAGAAAAAAGAAAAAAAAGGUUGAUUUGUGGUGAUUGUGUGCGGUGUAAACCGGGGCACAUGGCGGGAAACCUUGUUUUCCGUCUUUUUGGGGAACGGAAAUUGAAGGUCUUUUGUACUUUUGUUUCUUCUAUAGGUGAAGGGUGAUGACUAAAUUAGGAGAAGGGCGAUGAUUUCUCUUGAUUGAAGAGAUUUUGAUCCGAUAAGAUGACUGGGAAGUUAUUUAGUGGCCGCUAUAGGAGCUCGCCAAGGACUACUUGGAGAGGACACUAAAGUGGCCACUAAACCCAUCUCUAUAGGGGCCACUAUUUUCCGUUUUAGUGGCCACUUCAGUAGUUUUUCAUCCAGUAUUUCUUCCAGGAACUCUGAUAACUUUGAAACAAACAAAUUGGACCAGUUAUGUUGAUCCAUUGACCCCUAAAGUGGCCGCUAAAAUUUUUAGUGGUAGCACUUAGACCUCUAUAGUGGCCACUAAUUUUUAACCCAUUAAAUGGGCACUAAUUUGACUACUGUAGUGGCCCUUAAAACGUCAAAACCCUAAAGCGGCCACUAAAAAUUUUUCCAGGAAGGGAAAAUAUGAGCUUCAGUUAGUAGCCACUCUAGGGACGGGGGGCACUCUAGUCGUUUAUCGUUUACAACUCUACAAGAAAAAGCGAUUACACGCGGAAAAAUCAAUAAUUUGUGAUACGGAAAAAUCAAUAAAUUGUGAUAAAAUCAAUAAUUUGUGUUAUUUGAAGAACAAUAUCAACAAAGGUCUUGAUAAUACCUUUUCUCUUUCAAUUUCGAUCCAAUAGUAAAGGGAAACUGAUCUUUAGACGGACGAGAAUAAAACGAUCACGAUGGACGGACUGAUUAGAGUUUUAUUGGCUAUAAAAUAGUGGUGAGAACGAAAAUAACUCCAAAUUUUUGUGACGUUCUUUACGGAUUUCUUGAUAAGAGAGAAAUUUUGAAGAAUGUGACAAAAAAUGAAUAUUUAUUGAUCGAUGGGAAAAUAAUCGGAGAACUUGAUCUUACCAAAGAAUGUUCACAGCUCACAUUGGGACUUUUGAAUGAGACCAAGUUUACUAGAUGUAGUUUUUCACGCUGAUUUCGAAUUUGUGCUGAAAAUUUGCCUUUGAGGCUUGUGAAAAAAGUUAGGGGCUGUCAAAAUCGGAAAGUUUGAUGUUUCGGAUUGAGCUCGUUUUCGGUCGUUGUCCUUCUGGUCAAGGAAAUUUACUUGUUUUUUUGAAAAUGUGAUUUUUUUCAAUCAAAUUUUUAAAUUUCACGGGUUUAAAUUUGAAUAUUCAAUUACUUCAACGACUAGAAAAAUAUAAAUAUUUAUCGAUUGAGUGAAAAGAAAAAAACGGAGAUCUUGAUCGUGAAACUUUUGUCCAUCAAAUUUGAAGUUUUCCGUUUCACGUUUUCAGAAGAAUUCAUAUUAAUAGUCAAAUCAUCCCGACUUGAAAGGCGGGGAAAUGGGCGGGACGCUUUUCAAAGUUUAAUCCAAGUGCAAAAGACUAUUUGGAAAGCUCGGUCACCUUUUGUGUAUCUAUUCUACUAUUUUUAAUGCUCAAACUAACAAAACGAAUAAAGAAUUGGAAAUGAAAUGCAAAAAGCAAUCAACGAGCUCUCCAAAUAGUCGCUGACGGUUGAAUUGAACUCGUGCCAAGAACCACGUACGCGUCCCGCUCCUUUCAAGUCGGUAACUAUUGACUAUAUGAAUAUUUUGCAUUUUGAUCUAUCUUUUGUGUUCAUAUGAAUAUUCCAGAUCGAAAGUCCUGCCCGCGAUGGUCCUCCCAGCCAUUGUCGGGAUCGGCGUUUCCCUCGGCUGUGCUUCGCAUCCCGAAGAUCUGUGGCGAUUCAUGAUCAAAACGUAA
This is a messenger RNA of Caenorhabditis auriculariae, 11992 nucleotides long. The record is from the annotation of a GenBank genome assembly. Lineage: Eukaryota; Metazoa; Nematoda; Chromadorea; Rhabditida; Rhabditidae.